Mucor velutinosus is the source of this 1854-nucleotide messenger RNA. RefSeq names its product Phosphatidylinositol-4-phosphate 5-kinase. Gene Ontology annotation, molecular function: protein binding. The transcript has 9 exons. NCBI's taxonomy places the organism in Eukaryota, Fungi, Mucoromycota, Mucoromycetes, Mucorales, Mucoraceae. Bases 1 to 1854 code for a protein of 617 amino acids. The record is from RefSeq and is a predicted model, not a curated record.
AUGAACAAAAAUCAGCGCGCUAUCUCGCUGUGGGCAGUAGUUUCUUUCCUAGCUUCCAUUAUCUUUGCACAGAGUGUAGUGCCUAAUCCAAGCUUUCGAAGAUAUCCAAGCUGCGGGUUGCUAUCGACUAAUGGCAACAGAAGGAUUUACUGUCAUGGCGGAGUUAUCAAGACGAAUCAGCAAGACUACGAAUGGGAUGCAACAUUGAUGCGACUGGAUAUCAUGGACUUCAAUGCUACAGCCAGCAAUACAUGGGAAAACAUUACACACACAGCAGCAAACAGCAACAUUGCUUUGGAGGCAAGGGAACGGGCAUUUUCAGCCGUAUCGUUUGACGGUAGCAGUCUAUUCAUCCAUGGCGGAUUGUCUCAGUACAAAUUGAGGAAUCAAACAAUCAUUUACACAGCGUCUGACAACUCUUGGUCUACCCCGGCUGCUGAUUACACGGAUGCUGGUUUCGGUGGUACAAGACAAAUAUACCAGGGCAGUGCUGUGGAUGUAAAUGGAAAGUACUAUCUCUAUGGCGGCGAGGAGACUUUUAGCAAUCAAAACAUCAUCCGCUACACCGACUCUUAUACCAACGAAACCUUCGUCAACUUCUUUUUGACAGAUAGCAACUUCAAUGAUUCUGCUAUUGGAUAUUACGAGGCCGUUACUUAUAGUGAGACCAUCAUUGGUUACGAUUCUUGGAGCAAACUGAGACCCUUGGGCAACUUUCAAAAAGGAUUGAUAGGAUCUAGCCACGCAGCUGUAUUCCACCCUCGUACUACUACAAUAUUCUACUUUGGUGGUUAUGUGCGUGAUCUGAUCAAUUUUAAUUUGGCAACGACUUCAUUCAGUCAAGUAACGACCUUUAACACAUCAAAUAUGUUCUGGGGCACACAGAUGUUUACAGGUUCAGCUGUCCCUAUCGGUAGAAUGGGCCAUACAGCAACACUCUUGCCUUCCAACGAGGAUGUGCUCUUGUAUGGUGGCGCUUCUGGAGACAUCGUGAAAGCUAUGAAUGACUUUUGCUAUGUUGCAAAUCUACAAAACUUUACCUGGACUGCGCAAUUUGCCACUCUGAAACUACCUAAUGCCAAUGGAGCAACCGGUGCUCGAGCGGGGCAUUCAGCUGUGCUAGACGCUAUCACCAAUCGACUGUAUAUUUUGUUUGGAUUCUAUGACAACAGCUUAGGACCUCAAAACACACCAUUGAUUGCAUUAAAUGUGUCAAGCCCCUCAGCAUUAGCCUUCCUUGAUCUCACUCAACAAGCUAUGAUUGACCCCAACUCUUCGCCUAAUGUAACUGUUCUAGCUGACGUUAAGAACGGAAUUAACUCUGCAACAAUAGGAGGUGCUGUAGGAGGCACCAUUGGAGGUAUUCUAGUGAUAGGCUUGGUUGCAUUCUUCCUGCACAAACGUAAAAGAUCCAAUGACCAUAAUCAACAAAAUGCAGGGCAAGAUGCUGAUGAACACGAGGAGCGUUUAUCUGUAGACUGGGAUGCCAUUGAGGGAGGCUUCGUUGAAACCAACCUUCCAUUGAACAAUAGCGGCAAGAACAUGGUGCCAUACAAUGGCAUAAACAACAUAAACAAUAGUAAUAUUGUUCUGGAAAACAGCCAUCUGUAUUCCUCUGCUAAUGAAUUUAGCCAAGGAGAAAAAUCGCCAGCGAUGGAUUACAACAAUACCUCAAAAUACGAAGUGUCAUCUCAAACUGCAACUACUGUCACUGCUGUGUCGCCACCUUUAAUGAACCUAGCAACUCCUCUUUCCCCAAAUGAUACGCUGUUACGACAAUCGUAUCUUCCAGAUAUUCCUCGUCAUGAUAACCAGCAGCCUAUCACUUAUAUAACAAAACCUGAUGGCGCUUAA